AUGGGUACCUCAGCAAGUGCUUCAACUAGGCUUCUAGUGACUUCGGCAGCACCUUUGAAGUUGAGUAAUUAUUUGACCUUGAGAGCUACAAGUGUUGUGGGUGUCACAGCAGUUAGGGAUGGAAUGAAUCUCAUACCAUAUGAGUACAUAAUUAGUCGACAGGGAAAUGAGAAAUUGGACAAUGUUUUGGGUUUGGAACCAUCCAAUCCUAAAAAGAGCAUGUUGGUUGUGUCUGAGUUCAUUGGGUGUUCGCCAUCUCUAAGCGGAGCAAUUCGAGUCAAUCCAUGGAAUAUUGAUGCAGUGGCAGAGGCAAUGGAGAGUGCUCUUGUGAUGGCUGAACAGGAAAAACAAUUAAGACAUGAAAAACAUUACAAGUAUGUCAGCACCCAUGACGUGGCGUACUGGGCUCGUAGUUUCUUGCAAGAUUUGGAAAGGACAUGCAAGGAUCAUAUGCGCCGCAGAUGCUGGGGUAUUGGAUUUGGCUUAAGGUUUAGGGUUGUUUCACUUGAUCUUAAUUUCAGGAAGCUGGCAAUGGAGCACAUAGUUUCGGCUUAUAAAAGGACUUCUACCAGAGCUAUUCUUCUAGACUAUGAUGGAACGUUGAUGCCUCAAAAUUCAAUAGACAAGAAGCCAAGUUCCAAAACCCUUGAGAUAUUAGAUAGUUUAUGUAGAGAUAAGAACAAUAUGGUUUUCAUCGUCAGUGCCAGAACCCGAGCUGAAUUGACUGAAUGGUUCUCUUCUUGUGAGAAGCUGGGAAUUGCAGCCGAGCAUGGCUACUUCCUAAGGACAAAGCGAGAUGAAGAAUGGGAAACGUGUAUGCCUGCGGUAGAAUGCAGUUGGAAGCAGAUUGCUGACCCUGUGAUGAAACAUUACACGGAUGCAACCGAUGGAUCAGUGAUCGAAGACAAGGAAACUGCAAUGGUUUGGUGUUAUGAGGAUGCAGAUCCCGAUUUUGGAUCUUGUCAAGCUAAAGAACUUCUUGAUCAUCUUGAGAGUGUGCUCGCCAAUGAACCUGUCACAGUCAAAAGUGGGCAGAAUAUUGUAGAAGUGAAGCCGCAGGGAGUUAGCAAGGGGAUUGUGGCAAAACGCCUACUUCAUUCGAUGCAAGAAAAAGGGAUGUCACCAGAUUUUGUCCUUUGCAUAGGAGACGACAGAUCUGACGAGGAUAUGUUCGAGGUGAUCAUGAGCUCUGUUGCAGCUCCAUCUAUGGCUCCAAGUGCAGAAGUGUUUGCGUGUACCGUCGGUAGGAAACCAAGUAAGGCUAAAUACUAUCUUGAUGAUGCAGUGGAAAUUGUUCGACUGGUGCAGGGAUUGGCCUCUGUUGCAGAACAGAUGGUAACCUUAUAGUCUACUGGACGACAAUGAUCAAAGAUGUGCUGUAAUAGUAUGUACCAUUUUCUCCUCAUUCAUUCUGUCAAUUUGUUAGACAAAGAGAAGCAGCAUAAAUUGUGUUUGUUCUUCCUUUUAAUCCUAUCAGAACUUUUGUGAUCGAUUCUUGGUAAAUUUAUCUGUUUUGAGUAUAUUUGUAUUUGGGUUUCA
Olea europaea var. sylvestris is the source of this 1539-nucleotide messenger RNA. Its product is annotated as alpha,alpha-trehalose-phosphate synthase [UDP-forming] 6-like. Gene Ontology annotation, cellular component: cytosol. Gene Ontology annotation, biological process: trehalose biosynthetic process. The transcript is spliced from 4 exons. Gene Ontology annotation, molecular function: catalytic activity. Lineage: Eukaryota; Viridiplantae; Streptophyta; Magnoliopsida; Lamiales; Oleaceae. The record is from RefSeq and is a predicted model, not a curated record. Bases 1 to 1347 code for a protein of 448 amino acids.